AUGGAUGGUUGGACAAAUUCAAAUAGUUCUUCUAUUUGGAAUUAUGUUAUUACAACUUCAAAUAAUUGUGAAUAUCUAUAUAAACUUGAUGAUUUGUCAGUAAAUAGUCAUAUGAGAUCUUAUUUGACUUCAAAAAUUAAAGAAAUAAUAGAAAAAAUUGGUCCACGUAGAAUUGUAGCAAUUGUUUCUGAUUCUG
Diversispora eburnea is the source of this 196-nucleotide messenger RNA. Lineage: Eukaryota; Fungi; Glomeromycota; Glomeromycetes; Diversisporales; Diversisporaceae. The record is from the annotation of a GenBank genome assembly.